AUGGUGGUGGUGGUGGUGUUUGCCAAGGUGGUUGUGGUGCUGGUGGUGGUUGUGGUUGUGGUGGUGGUGGUGGUUGUGUUUGCCAAGGUGGUUGUGGCGAUGGUGCUGGUGGAGGUCAUUGUUAUGUUGCUUGUGGGCGUGGUGUUGGUGCCCGUGUGGUGGUUAGGGAUGGCAAAUGGUGGUGGUGGUGGUGGUGGUGGUGGUGGUGAUGGUUAUGGUGAUUAUGGACGUGGUGGUAGUGGUGGUGGUGGUGGUUGUUCUGUUGGUCAUGGUGGUUGUGGUAGUGGUGGUUUUGCUGCUGGUCGUGGUGUUGGAGGUUGUCGUAGUAAUGGUUGUCAUGGUGGUGGUGUUGGUGGUUGUCAUGGUGGUGGUGGUGGUCGUCGUGGUAGUGGUGGUUUUGUGGUGGCGGUGCUGGCGGUGGUCGUGGUCGUGGUAGUAAUGGUUAUGGUAGUCGUGGUGGUGAUGAUGGGGGGGGGGUUGCCAUGGUGGUUGUGGCGAUGUGGUGGUUGUGAUGGGGAUGGUGGUGUUGGUGAUGGCCGUGGUCGUGCUGGUCAUGGUGGUUGUGGUCGUGGUAGUGGUGGUGGUGGCCGUGGUGGUGGUGGUGGUGGUCGUGAUUGUGGACGUGGUGGUAGUGGUGGUGGUGGAUUCUUGCGUGAUUUUGUGUUUUUUGUGGUUUUGCUGCAUGUUGUUAUUUUGCUGCUUGUUGUUGGCCGACUUGUGAGCGGGAGGUUCGUGAGGAUCCAGCGAAUGAGCACGCUGAAUCGCUUUGGCCGAGGAGGGAUGGAUAUGAGUGGGUGUCUGAAGGAGUCAGGACUUGCUCUUCGAAGUAUUGAUGGUCUAGGCUCCUUAAGUACUGGCUGA
Vigna unguiculata (cowpea) is the source of this 861-nucleotide messenger RNA. The record is from RefSeq and is a predicted model, not a curated record. NCBI's taxonomy places the organism in Eukaryota, Viridiplantae, Streptophyta, Magnoliopsida, Fabales, Fabaceae.